AUGGGAAAGACCGUCAUUGUCACCGGAGCCAAUGGCAUGAUCGGAAAUGCCGUAGCGAGAGCAUUUGUUCGCGCAGGAUGGACUGCCUUUGGACUCGUCCGCAAGGAAUCAGCCGUCGAGGCUCUUGCAGCUGAUGAGAUUCGCCCGCUCCUUGGAUCACCCUCGGAUCUAUGUUUCUUGGAAAAAUUGCACGCUACAACCAAGACGCUCGAUGUCAUCGUCUCGGUGACCGAGGACCUCAACAACUAUCUUCCUCACUUUGAAGAUACUAUGAAUCUCAUCCGAACCCUCUCAGUGACUAGUAACCAAGAGGGAACGCGCCCUCUAGUGCUUUUCACCUCCGGAUGCAAAGAUUAUGGAAUGUCUUCUUCUCUCCAUGGUUCUCCUGGCCUGGAGCCCCAUACCGAGGAAUCCCCGAUUAAGGCCCCAGAGAUGCUGAGACCGCGAGCUGAAAACGCCCCCAAAGUCUUCGAAUAUCCCGAACUAUUUGAUGGAGCUGUCCUUCGCCCGACUACUAUCUAUGGCCUUAGUGGCAGUUAUUACGGUAUCCUUUUUGAUUUCGCAGAAGAGGCCGCGAAAGGCGGCAUUCUUAUCUUUUCCGCACCCCCUACUUCCAUCCUGCACGGUUGCCACGUCGAUGACUGUGCUGAGGCCUACGUGGCGCUUGCCGAGCACGAGGACCGACAGGCGGUUGCAGGCCAGUGCUUCAACAUUUCGGGACGCCAGUACGAGACACUAGAGCAUGUGGCGAAUUCUCUCGUCAAGGAGUACGACAUUUCCGGAGGCGUCAAGUUUGUAGAAUCGACGCCAAAUGAUGCAGCUGAACUUGACAACUUGGUGAUCAAGUUCCCGCAGUGGGUUAGCUCAGAUAAAAUCCGGAAGCUCACUGGAUGGGAGGACAAACGACCAUUGUUCACCGAGGGCGUUCAUGUCUACCGAGCCUCAUUUGAGGCACUGGCCGCUAGAGGAGAUCAGAAUGUUGCUAGAACGAGAGGAAUGGUGCAGAUGCUCCGAACCCAGAAGGGUCCCAGUUCCAGGAGUGCUUAG
This is a messenger RNA of Penicillium atrosanguineum, 1047 nucleotides long. Its product is annotated as NAD-dependent epimerase/dehydratase family protein. NCBI's taxonomy places the organism in Eukaryota, Fungi, Ascomycota, Eurotiomycetes, Eurotiales, Aspergillaceae. The record is from RefSeq and is a predicted model, not a curated record. The transcript has a single exon. The coding region runs from base 1 to 1047 and encodes 348 amino acids.